AUGUCCCCGCUGAAGCCAAGGUACAAAACGGAGAAAAACCACAAGAGGACCAACGUACACACGACCACAGCAGAGAAAAAGACUACUGCUGCUACGAUGACGACGACAACAAAGAUGAUGACCAAGGCCAAGUGGACGUUGAAGUUCAAGACCAAGGAGGAGAACAGUGUCCCAAGAACUCACUGCCACGCCACCGAAGAGGACAAACCCGACCCAGAAAAGGACACGACAGACGCUGCUACUGCUGCUGCGUCCGCCGCCGCAGACGCCGCCACGCUGCUGCUACUACAGCGCCCGGGACCCACAGAGUACGCCGCGGAACACGUCCACGACAUAGUGUCUGCAUUUGGCCUGUUUGUCACGCGGCAAAUCAAAGACAUGGUUGUGGCCGCCACAAACCUCGAGGGUCAAAGGAGAUGUGCCACAGGCGGCAAGUGGAAAGCGAUGGACGUCACGGACCUGCGAGGCUACCUCGGGCUGCUGCUCCUCGCGGGCGUGUACCGGUCCCGCAACGAGGCCUUGGAGAGCCUGUGGCACGAGGAGAGUGGCAGGGCCAUUUUCCGCGCCACGAUGCCAAUCAAGCAGUUCCACGCGUACUCUAGACUGUUGCGAUUCGACGACCGCGAGUCAAGAGCUGCCCGCCGAGCCUCGGACAAACUGGCGGCCGUACGAGAGGUGUGGGACGAGUGGACGCGGCAGCUGCCUCGCCUCUACAACCCGGGCGCCGACGUGACGGUGGACGAGCAGCUGGUGCCCUUUCGAGGUCGCUGCGCCUUCCGCCAGUACAUGCCCAGCAAGCCAGCCCGGUACGGACUCAAGUCGUGGGUGGCCUGCGACGCCGGCUCCAGCUACGCGUGGCACAUGCAGCUCUACACGGGCAAGUCGGUGAGCGGCACGCCCGAGAAGAAUCUGGGCUCCCGCGUGUUGCUGGACGUGACCGAGGGCCUGAGGGGCCCACGUAACGUGACGUGCGACAACUUUUUCACCUCCUACGCGCUGGCCCAGCGGCUGCUCUCCGAGCGGCGCCUCACCGUGGUGGGCACGAUGCGCAAAAACAAGCCCGAGCUGCCGGGGGCGUUGCUCGCCACCAAGGACCGUGCGGUCUUCUUGUCCAAGUUUGCCUUCACGCCCGUCGCCACUCUGGUGUCCUACGUGCCCAAGAAGCACAGGAACGUGGUGCUGCUGAGCACGCUGCACACGGGGGAUGCGGGCGUCGGCGCCGGCAGGCAAGCCAAACCCAACAUUAUCCUCCACUACAACCACACCAAGGGCGGGGUGGACAACCUGGACAAGCUUGUGGGCACGUACAGCUGCCGCAGGAAGACAGCGCGCUGGCCCCUUGCUGUCUUCCACAACAUCCUCGACGUGUCCGCCUACAACGCCUUUGUGCUGUGGCGAGAGCUCAGGCCCGAGUGGAUGCGCUGCAAGCUCAACAAGAGGAGGGCGUUCCUCGAGCAGUUGGGAAGGGCACUUGUGAAUCCGCUCAUCGAGAGACGGAGGCGUCUGCCUCGCACAGAGGCGUCAGCCGCGCUUGUCAAAGCCGUCGUCACGGCGAGCAGGUCCUGUGCUGGUGGUGGUGGUGGUGGCGAUGGCGACAGCGGCGGCGGUGGCACAGUCACAAGGGGCCUAGAGGAGCAUGGGGAUUCUGAACCGGACACAUCGAGGGUGCAAAGCAAAAGGAAGCGGUGUCAGCUCUGUCCGGAGAGAAAGGACCGCAAAUCACACAUCGUUUGUGGUGGCUGCAAGAGAUACAUCUGUGGAAGCUGCACGCGGGCCUACUACUGUGCCGAGUGUGUUCGCCCGUAG
This is a messenger RNA of Etheostoma spectabile (orangethroat darter), 1806 nucleotides long. RefSeq names its product piggyBac transposable element-derived protein 4-like. Lineage: Eukaryota; Metazoa; Chordata; Actinopteri; Perciformes; Percidae. Bases 1 to 1806 code for a protein of 601 amino acids. The record is from RefSeq and is a predicted model, not a curated record. The transcript has 3 exons.